AUGAGCGAAAUUCGCAAAAAUGUGGUGGCCGCAUGGCUGCUCCUCUACCUGUUCAUUCCUGUGGUAUUGAAUCUAAAACUAGUUUGUGGUCGCAUUCCUAUGGGAUCGCAGGGGCCCCCAAACUGGAGGGCCCCUACCUUCGAUACCAAUUUCGCUCUCAAUCUGCUCAACUUUGCACAACAACUCCUGUCUGCUCCCAGGAAUUGCUACUAUCAGGGAAACAGCUAUUCCUGUGGUCUCAGCGUAGGUUGCUGGUUCCAGGGCAAGCGAUCGCUGGAUCUCUGCAGCGGAGGUGUUGUCUGGUCGUGCUGUGUGCCAAAGAACGCCGAGCCCAACAAAGUGGCCGUCGUCCAGUCCGCAACUUGCGGCAAAACCUACAUAAGAGAUUCAAAAAUCGUUGGCGGGGAAAAUACUACGUUCGGACAUCAGCCUUGGCACGUUGGCGUGAUCAAGAGGGCUCUGAUGUCACAGAAGAUCGCAUGCGGCGGCGCGCUCAUCCAUGAGAAAUGGGUCAUUACCGCGGCGCACUGUGUCUACAAGACACCAGCCACGACGUUACGGGUUAGGGUCGGGGAAUACAACAUCCGGGAAAUCUCGGAACAGUUUCCACACGAGGAAUACAGUGUCAAGCGAAAAGUGGUAAAUGAGGACUACGAGCCCGCCACCUACCGGCACGAUAUUGCACUACUGGAACUCUCCCACCCCGUGGUGUUCCGGAAACACAUCGUGCCCAUCUGCCUCCCAGAGAAGCUGGAGAACUUCACAGGGAAGUUGGCAACCGUCACGGGAUGGGGCCGAACGAGUUACGGUAGAAGAACGCCCCCAACUGUUCUACAGAAGGUGAACGUCGAAGUCAUUGGCACGGACACCUGUCAGGAAUGGUUGAAGAUUGCAGGUCGCAAAGAAACUGUCUACCCCACCAUGGUUUGUGCUGGCUACAAAGAAGGUGGGAAAGACUCAUGCCAAGGCGAUUCUGGUGGGCCACUGACAAUCCGAGAGGAUGGUAGAACAACCCUUAUCGGCCUCGUGUCUUGGGGGGUGGGCUGUGCCCGCCCAAAUCUUCCCGGAGUCUACACCAAGAUAACAGAAUAUUUGGACUGGAUACAAAUUCAUUUGCGUUCUUGA
Uloborus diversus is the source of this 1125-nucleotide messenger RNA. Its product is annotated as serine proteinase stubble-like. The transcript has 8 exons. The record is from RefSeq and is a predicted model, not a curated record. Gene Ontology annotation, biological process: proteolysis. Gene Ontology annotation, molecular function: serine-type endopeptidase activity. Bases 1 to 1125 code for a protein of 374 amino acids. Lineage: Eukaryota; Metazoa; Arthropoda; Arachnida; Araneae; Uloboridae.